AUGUUCAAACUCACCUCUCGACUCGUCACGUCUAGGUUUGCCGCCUCCUCCAGACUAGCCACUGCUCGCACGGUAGUGUCUCCUCGGCCCAUCCAGUCUUGGAUCUCUUUGCCGGCCAGACGAUUCAAUUCCACGGGCCCAAAUGGCAACGAAGUCUCGGAAAUCCAGACCCAGUUGCCCUCCAUCGAUGAAUUGACCUCCUCUGCCUCCUCUCUUUCCGCUUCCGCCUCGGACCUCAUUGCCAACACGAGUCAAACUGUGGGCGAACUCUCCUCUCACAUGGGCUAUCUAAAUAGUAUCGGCAUGGCUCAGACCUGGUAUUGGCCCUCCGACAUCAUCCAGCAUGUCCUGGAGGCCGUUCACGUCUACUCCGGUCUGCCUUGGUGGGGGACCAUCGCCGCCACCACCAUUCUCAUCAGAUGCCUCUUGUUCCCCCUCUACGUCAAGUCCUCUGACACCGUUGCCAGGAAUUCCCACAUCAAGCCAGAACUGGAUGCCUUGAACAACAAGCUGAUGUCCACUGCAGAUCUGCAACAGGGCCAAUUGGUCGCCAUGCAAAGGAAAAAACUGCUUUCCUCGCACGGUAUAAAGAACAGAUGGCUGGCCGCACCCAUGCUGCAAAUCCCCAUAGCUCUAGGGUUUUUCAACGCAUUGAGACAUAUGGCCAACUACCCCAUAGAUGGGUUCACUAAUCAAGGAGCCGCCUGGUUUACUGAUUUGACACAGGCGGACCCUUACUUGGGUUUGCAAGUGAUUACCGCCGCGGUGUUCAUCUCGUUUACAAGACUCGGUGGUGAAACCGGUGCUCAACAAUUCAGUUCUCCAAUGAAGCGUCUUUUCACCAUUCUCCCCAUCAUUUCUAUACCGGCCACCAUGAACUUGUCAUCCGCCGUCGUUCUAUACUUCGCAUUUAAUGGGGCAUUUUCUGUCCUGCAAACCCUCAUCUUGAGAAAUAAGUGGGUCCGCUCCAAAUUGAAGAUUACAGAAGUGGCUAAACCAAGAACACCCGUUGCUGGCCCUUCAUCUACGGAAAAUAUGGGCAUUUUCCAAUCUUUGAAACAUAAUAUCCAAAAGGCAAGAGACCAGGCAGAAAGAAGGCAAUUGAUGCAGGAUAAUGAAAAACAAAAACAAGAAAGCUUCAAGGAAAAGAGACAGAACUCGAAGAUUAAAAUCGUCCACAAGUCGAAUUUCAUUAAUAACAAAAAAUAA
This is a messenger RNA of Saccharomyces kudriavzevii IFO 1802, 1209 nucleotides long. It is a transcript of the gene OXA1, whose product is annotated as membrane insertase OXA1. The transcript has a single exon. NCBI's taxonomy places the organism in Eukaryota, Fungi, Ascomycota, Saccharomycetes, Saccharomycetales, Saccharomycetaceae. Gene Ontology annotation, molecular function: membrane insertase activity. Gene Ontology annotation, cellular component: mitochondrial inner membrane. The coding region runs from base 1 to 1209 and encodes 402 amino acids. The record is from RefSeq and is a predicted model, not a curated record. Gene Ontology annotation, biological process: mitochondrial respiratory chain complex IV assembly; protein insertion into mitochondrial inner membrane from matrix.